AAUUAAAGAGAUGUCAUGUGAGGAUUGUACUUUACUCCUAUUUUAGACACAACAGAAUAAACGGCAAGCCUUAUUUUAUAUCAUGGAGUUAGGUAGCAGUUCUCUGUUGAAUGUGUUUCUCAUCUGGAACGCUCUGUACGUCAGUAGUUUCAUAUACAAGACUACAGCACACAGUGGAAACACUAAACUAUUGCCUCUGCAGGUCACAACUAUAAACUCAGUAUACAGUUAUCCAGGACAAACUUUGGAGCUAAAGUGCACACAUGAUGGAAAUGAAGAUGUGGUGCAUUGGUGGCAGACGCCUUUUGGAUUGUUUAAGGACUUUAACCAUCCCAACAAGGAUCCUGUGGAAACAUCCAAUGGCAGUUUGAGGAUUUCAAAGGUCACCAGCAGCCAUGAUGGUCUCUAUUUCUGUGUACGGCAGGAUGAAACUGGCAGAACAAUCUCGCCAUUUAGAGUUAAUGUAGUGGGUGUUAACCCUAAUAUCAAGGAACGACUAAGAAAGAACAGAAAGGCAGAGGUUUAUGAUGACAGACGGGUGACAGAAGGGGAUUUUGUAGCAGCUGUGACAUCCUCAGUUAUCGUGACCUUUUUCGUGGCCUUCACACUUGGUGCUUUUAGUCGAUCCUACGUGAUAAAGUGUUUAAAAGUGACGAUGGCCCGCAUGCCUUGUACGAAAGGCCGACACAAUCUCACCAGUGGAAAUGACGACCUAGAGCCCACCACAAAUACACAACCAGCUGAAUUUGACAGAGUACACUUUUAUAUAAACCCAGAUACUGGAGAAGACACUGUGGACAUAGUGGGAAGCCGAAUGCAUGAAGAUUCGGUUAAUAAGGAAAGCGAGAGACAGGAUGAUGUAGAUGCCACAGAAAAUGAACUUGCAGAUGGCAUGAAGGACGACUCAAACCAACUUCAGAGUCGUGAAGAACAACAGCAAGAAUUCAAAACAGUACUUAGUCCACAUCCGAAGAAAAAGAUGCGUGUCAUUAAAGUGUACAACUACGAUGAGGAUGGGAAUCGAUACGGUCACAUAAAAGACUCUGAGGUCGAAGGUGAAAAUGAGGUCAGGCCAAGACUGAGAACAAAGUCACUGACUCGACUUGAUGCUAUUAUGAAAGAGGCGGAGUUUACAGACUUUAAACCAGUCAAAGAAUCAACCGACAGCCAGUCAGCUUAAUAAAACGUUCCUUUCUAAUGCCUUCAUGAUGAAUUAAAACAUUCACAAGAUAAACUGUAUGAAUAUAAAGACAGACAGCAGACGACUCCGGGCCGGAACUGCACCAGAUCCUGGCCUAAAGCAGGGCAUCCGGUGCGGGUCCGGCCCACUGCCGUCCGUCUUGGUGAUAAUUGCAUAAAAUUAUAUUUAUAUUUUCAGUGGUGGCCAGUGACUUCUUUUUUAAGGGCGCAUGAUGCGAAACUUGUCACAUGUAUUUAGCCCCGUGCAUCACGCGUCUUGUCAAAAUAAGUGCCUGCUGCACAUGCGUCUACUGAGUUUGAGAUAAAAUUGACGCUCGCGUUUGUCAGAUACUCGCUCUCAUGAGUAAUCUGAGUUUAGUAUUAAGUGAGCCUCUAUUUUAUCAUAAACCCUUGUGGCGUGUGUGCAGCAGGUACGUAUUUUGACAAGACACAUGAUUCAACGAACUAGUGCUGCCUCACGAUUAGUCGUGACUAAUCGUUUGCAGAAUAAAAGUU
This is a messenger RNA of Misgurnus anguillicaudatus (oriental weatherfish), 1695 nucleotides long. RefSeq lists its product as uncharacterized. Lineage: Eukaryota; Metazoa; Chordata; Actinopteri; Cypriniformes; Cobitidae. The record is from RefSeq and is a predicted model, not a curated record.